GCUGCCUUCUCUUCUGACAAGACUAAGCUGCUAUGUUCAUUUGGUUUAAUUGCACUUGUCUUGCUUUUGCAAUUGAAUAUGUCAAGAUCACAAAAGGUCACGGCCAUGUAUGUGUUUGGUGACUCUCAAGUAGAUGUGGGGAACAACGAUUAUUUUCAGACCAUCUUCAGGGCUAAUUUUCCUUUCAAUGGCAUUGAUUACCCUGGUGGCAAACCAACUGGAAGAUUCAGUAAUGGGAAAAAUGCUGCUGAUUUUCUUGCUGAAAACGUUGGUUUACCAACACCUCCACCGUAUCUAUCGAACAAGGAUGGCCUCUUUAUGGAAGGUGUAAGCUUUGCCUCGGGAGGAGCUGGAAUUUUAAACAGCACCAAUGGAACUCCUUUUAAUGGGACGAUUCACCUCUCAAAACAGGUAGAGUACUUCUCCGAGUUGCAACAAAGGUUGAUCCAAAAGAUAGGAUACAAUGCAGCACAAAUGCAUUUGUCAAGUUCUCUAUUUCCGAUUGUUAUCGGAAGCAAUGACCUAUUGAACUACUUCACAUUCAAACUCCCUAUGACCAAGCCACCACAAGAGUACAUCGAUUUAAUGCUAUCCACCUUUUUGACCCAGCUAAGGCAAUUACAAGGUCUAGGUGCACGUAAAUUUCUGAUUUUUGGGUUAGCACCCGUAGGGUGCACUCCAGCGCAAAGACUUCUGAACACUACUGAGGUUGAUAAAUGCAAUGACGAGGCCAAUUAUUGGGCAACGAUUUAUAAUCAAGGUCUACAAUCGAUGUUGAGAAAAUUGAAGUCACAGCUGCAGGAGCAUUUCAACUACACCUACUUGAACACCUACGAUUUCUUGGUCAACCUCAUCCAGAAUCCAACAAAAUACGGUUUUCGUGAGGUUAAAGCAGCUUGUUGCGGGAAAGGGAGAUUAAGUGCUGAUGUUCCUUGCCUUCCUAUUUCAAUAUAUUGUCCCAACAGGAAUGAUCACGUUUUCUGGGAUAGAGUUCAUCCUACAGAGGCAGUAGCAAAGAUUCUUAUUAAUACUCUUUUCAAUAAUACAAAACAGUAUGUAACCUCAAUGGAUUUACCCAAAUUAAUUGCUUUGUGAAAGUAAGACUAGAAUAGGUCAAUCUACAUAGUUAUACAA
Molecule: messenger RNA, 1134 nt
Organism: Nicotiana tabacum (common tobacco)
Lineage: Eukaryota; Viridiplantae; Streptophyta; Magnoliopsida; Solanales; Solanaceae
Product: GDSL esterase/lipase At5g55050-like
Molecular function (GO): hydrolase activity, acting on ester bonds
Source: RefSeq, a predicted model, not a curated record